Messenger RNA from Cetraspora pellucida, 561 nucleotides. The record is from the annotation of a GenBank genome assembly. NCBI's taxonomy places the organism in Eukaryota, Fungi, Glomeromycota, Glomeromycetes, Diversisporales, Gigasporaceae.
AUGUCAACGCCUCCUGAUAUUAAUAAUAUCCUCGAUAUUGAAGAAGAAGAUCAAGAAAUUGAUAUGGAAUUUGAUAACGAUAAUAUAGAUAAUAUAAUUGAUUCUAUUCUUGACGCAACAGAUGGUGUUGGUCAUAUGUGGGAAUCAGUAGAAGAUGAUAAUACAGUAUCAAGUGAAUCAAAUAAUGAAAGAGUGAAAAUCUAUUUACUUCCAAUAAAUGAAUAUGUAAUGUGGAUUAGGGAUCUUGAAAAAGGGGGACUAAACUAUGUUCGACAUGAUCAUAGAAGUAAUUGGUGCAGUGCUAAAAGGAAAAAUCUGUGGACAGAGCAUUGGUACUGUCAUCGCUAUGGGAUAUACAAAAGUAUUGCAGGAAAAAAUUUAAAUAAAAAACCAAGAAUUGUACAAAAGGAGACUAAGAAAUAUGACUGCAAAAGCUUUAUUCAUGUAACUCUUCCUAUUAAUUCGUCUAAUGUAGUCCUAUACCAUUACUACAAACAUACAAAUCACUAUCCCAGACAUUUAUCUGAUUUAUAUACAAUGCCACUUUCUGAAAAUAUCUGA